Guyanagaster necrorhizus is the source of this 1617-nucleotide messenger RNA. RefSeq names its product alpha/beta-hydrolase. The transcript is spliced from 9 exons. NCBI's taxonomy places the organism in Eukaryota, Fungi, Basidiomycota, Agaricomycetes, Agaricales, Physalacriaceae. The record is from RefSeq and is a predicted model, not a curated record. Bases 1 to 1617 code for a protein of 538 amino acids.
AUGCUUCUUGUCAAGGUCAUCGUCCUCUUGGUUGUUCAUUUCGCGAAUACCUUCGUGAUUUCCGCCGCGACUGGGGGCGACAGACUCGUCGUCGACACAGGAUACGCUAAAUAUCUUGGUAAUCUUUCCUAUCCCGACACAGUUGCUCAUCUUGGUAUUCCAUAUGCGGAGCCUCCCCUAGGUGACCGACGUUUCCGUGCGCCUGUGCCUUUGGACACAGGGCGCAUCAUGACAGAGGCACGCGGACAGGUGAUCAAUGCGACGUUUUAUCCGGAAUUUUGCAUUCAAGGCACUACGGGAUUGGGUGACGCCGGUGGCGCAGGGAGUGAGGAUUGCCUAAAGGUUAAUAUCUAUUCUCCGACUAGUGGCAGUAACUUGCCUGUCUUGGUAUAUAUUCACGGUGGGGGUUACAUCUAUGGGAACCCUGCCAAUUGGCCUUUUGACCAUUGGGUACAUCAAAGCCCCAACGUCGUGAUCGUCUCCAUCUAUUACCGCCUCGACUCGUUCGGCUUUCUUGCUCAUCCAGACUUUGCCAGUUCCUCCGAGUAUGGUGACCUGAACGCUGGUUUUCUCGACCAGAUCCAGGCACUCAGGUGGGUGAAGCAACAUAUAUCUGCAUUCGGUGGGGACCCUACGCGUGUAACUAUCAAUGGCCAGAGCGCUGGUGGAUCGUCUGUAGAGCUGCAUCUCGUCGCUCAUGAAGGAGAACAGUUAUUCUCUGGUGCUAUAGCCCAGAGUGUAUACCGAGCCGCACUCCCUUCUCCAGAACAACAAAGUCCCUUGUUUGACUUCUACGCCGAAAAAGCUGGUUGUGAUUCUGGUGACCUCGCUUCUCAAAUGGAUUGUCUAAGGAAUGCUAGUAUCGGUGAUCUUGCUCGCGCCCAAGAUGCUUCUUUCUCCGGGCCAUACUACUCUUUCCAUCCCGUCAUUGAUGGAAAAGUUUUGACCGAGCAUCCGACGACAGCCAUGCUUUCAGGACGCUUUGCUCGCGUCCCUCUCAUUGUUGGCUCAACCUCGAACGAAACGUCGUAUACGAGUCUAGAUAUUGGCCAGACGCUAAAAACUUUCUAUCCUGGAUUGAACGACACGGACGUGGAUGAGUACCUCGCGGUCUACCCUUCCUCGGACUUCGAUUCGGAACUUCAGAGACUGUCUGUGCUGGGUGGAGAGACGGUGUUCAUAUGCGCACGUCCCAUUUUAGCAACCGCGUCCUCUAUCGCUGGACUGACCGCCUGGGCUUACCGCUACAAUCAGCCAAAUCCAACCAGUUCGGAUCCAACUAUUGUUGCACAUGCUGCAGAGAACUGGAUGAUGUUUCUUGGUACCAACACUGGAUUUAAUGGGACAACAACCUUUUCUCCGAUGACAGCCGAAGAAACAGCAUUUGCAGAAGAACUUAUUGCGUAUUGGGUAUCCUUUGUGCGCGCCAAGAACCCUAAUACCUUCAAGCUUACACGUUCCCCGAUCUGGUCUGGGUUCGCUCCCGACAGCAAAGAUCAAAUUGUGCUGCAACAGAACACUACGACGACGAGUGGCAGCUUUGUUGAAGUGGAACCACAGGAGGACGGAGAUCGGUGCAGAUUUGUGGCUAGCAAAGCGGAGAAAGAACAGAAUUGA